AUGGCUGGUCCAAGGCACGGCGAUAGAGGCACCCCGCCACCACUUGACCCAAAACUGGGACUGAGGGCAAGCCCGUCACCAAAACAGCAACUGUGGCACUUCUCGAGAGGGAUAUCUUUCGCGGCUACGGCUAGCGCUCCAUCAACCCUCCCAGCAGCUUCGCCAGUAUCGCAGGUCGCAGCAGCGACCCCAAUGCGUCAGUCUGUGGUCUUGAGCACGGCAUCGACAUUGCAAGUGCAGCCAGUCACAACUGACGAAGCGCCUACUGUGGACGAAGUGUCUAAACAGCCUGGUCCGUCCGAUGCGAAGGAUGAAUCCCGGUCAAGACCACCUCAACCCUUGCUGGACUUUAGGAUAAGCGAGGAUGCCUUCUAUGCCGCCAAAAAGGCCAUGAAGGGCACUCCCGAGUCCUUCUGGUCGUACAAUAUGUACCGUGGUCCGCCCAAUGAGUCUGGCGAAGAACAGAAGGUCAAGAUCCAUUACUGCCGCAGCAAGCACACCAUGGAGCGCGUAUGUCAAGAUUACUUCAUGGACGAGGAAGUCAUCGGGUUCGACCUCGAAUGGGCACCCGAAGCGAUGAAGUUCCAAGGUCCGCGGAAGAACGUGUCCCUCAUCCAGCUCGCCAGUCCGAGCCGCGUUGCACUUUUUCAUACGGCCAUCUUCAGCGACAAGGACAUUGCCUCACUGGGUCCCAACUUUCGCCAUAUAAUGGAGAGCCCGGAUAUCCUCAAGACUGGUGUGGCGAUCAAGGGUGAUGCCACGAGACUGCGCAACUUCUUCGGCAUCGACUCUCGGGGUCUCAUGGAGCUCAGUCACUUGUACAAGCUGGUCACAUUCUCCCCGCGUGGUGAGUACAAGUCCAUCAACCGGAGGCUCGUACCGUUGGCGCUCCAGGUUGAGGAGAUUCUCCACCUUCCACUGUACAAGGGGCAGGAUGUUCGCGGGAGCGACUGGUCGAAACCACUCUCCAUGGAACAAAUUAUAUAUGCUGCUUCAGAUGCUUACGCAGGCCCCCACCUCUUCGCAACCCUGGAGCACAUGAGGGUAGAGCUUGACCCGUGCCCACCACGGCCACAUCCGGCGGAGAGCAAUCUGCCAAUCCGCAUUGCUAAGGAUGUUGAGCUCCCUACCAGUGACGAGCUCCAGGAUGAUGAUGUCAAAGACAAUGCCGUGUGCAAGGACACAACCGUCUCGGCCGAGUACGUGAGCUCCGUGUUGGAAAGCAUAACCAUUGAAGAAGAGCAAGUGUUUGUUGAAGUGCAGACAAAGACUCCGGGCAACACCAAACCCAAGAAAACGGCACCAGUCCGGCGAACACGUCCACGUGAUUCGAAAGACGGUUGGCUUGUAUGA
Molecule: messenger RNA, 1353 nt
Organism: Microdochium trichocladiopsis
Lineage: Eukaryota; Fungi; Ascomycota; Sordariomycetes; Xylariales; Microdochiaceae
Product: ribonuclease H-like domain-containing protein
Exons: 2
Coding region: 1-1353 (450 amino acids)
Biological process (GO): nucleobase-containing compound metabolic process
Cellular component (GO): nucleus; cytoplasm
Molecular function (GO): nucleic acid binding; 3'-5' exonuclease activity
Source: RefSeq, a predicted model, not a curated record